ACGCAUCGUCGAGCAGAGAUAACAUUUACGAUCGACUUUACUUUUCGAUGCACAGGCGACGACGACCAAACGCUCGAGCAGUUCGGUUCAGUCUAGUUUUAACGCGAUCAGCUCGGGCCGCCGCGUCGAAUAAGCGGAAACGCAAUUGGCUCGAUCGAAUCUAAGUGACAAUGAGAGGUGUCAAGUUCCCGGCGAUCACUAUUCUCAUCGAGUGCGCGAUUCGCAGCGCCGGCUUCAGUUAUCCGCAAUUGAAGCUACUCAGCGUGGUUUUCAGACACGGCGACCGGGAGCUCAACGACGAUAUCGGCGGGGAUUUGACGCAAGUCGGCAGGCUGAGAGCCUAUCGCCUGGGCGAGAUACUGCGCGUUCGCUACGGAGACUUUCUGGGCGAGAAGUACGAGCCGUCGAGAUUGUACGCGAGAAGCACCGAAUACGUCCGGGCCAAAAUGAGUCUGCAGCUGCUGCUGGCUGGACUCUUUGUUCCUCGCGGACAGCAGAGGUGGCGCGAGAGCCUAGACUGGCAGCCGAUACCCUUCAGCUAUGCCAGGUUGAAGGAGGACGUUCUGCUGUUUCCGAGAGACUGCCCGAGUUUCCAGCGAGAGAUGAAGAGAUUCUUGCCGAGUCCGGGCUUCCAGAAACUGCUGGAUCCGUACCGCGAGAUGAUGAGGAAUAUGACUAUCUGGAUGGGGCAAGAGAUGAGCAUCCCCAACCACAUGUUCGUGCUGUAUCACAAGCUCUCGUCGAUGCAAGCUCUGGACGAACCUUUGCCCGAGUGGUCGAGGGACUUUUUCCCCUACGGGCUGCUUCUGAACGGUACCUACUUGGAGUACGAUACCCACAAGUACAUCGACUGGAUGAGGCGAGUGAACGGUGGUACGCUCGUGCGUAAGAUGAUAGACGACAUGCUGAAUCGGACGGACGAGAAGUACCCCGGCAAACGCGACGUUUACCUGUACAGCGGACACGAGCUGAACAUCGUGUCGAUUCUCCAGAGCCUGAAGAUCUGGCAACCGCACAUACCCGAGUACUCGAGCGCGGUUAUCGUCGAGCUUCGCGAGGAUCGUAAGAACUACUACGUCAAGGUGCUGUACCACAAAGGCAUACCUCCGAUCUUCAAGGAGAUGCAGAUCCCCGGCUGUCCGAGCCUCUGUCCGCUGGAUAGAUUUAUCGAACUACUGUCCGACAACCUGCCGGCCUACGACGAGAUUAUCUGCGACGACAAACCUGUAAAGUUCGAGUGAAGACGUAGAUGUGAUGUGACGUAGAAGUCGAGUCCGUGGUGCGACUGACUGAUAGCCAAGGCUCGUGUAGGAAGAAGAAAAUCGCUUUCGUGAUCAUCAUCUUGAACGAGAUUAUUACUCCUAAUUGAAUGAUUAUUCGACAUAAGCGAAAUUGUUCAGUCAUCGUGUAUCCCAGUAAAAAAAGACAAAUGCUCACAA
Molecule: messenger RNA, 1439 nt
Organism: Nasonia vitripennis (jewel wasp)
Lineage: Eukaryota; Metazoa; Arthropoda; Insecta; Hymenoptera; Pteromalidae
Product: venom acid phosphatase Acph-1-like
Exons: 6
Coding region: 171-1241 (356 amino acids)
Biological process (GO): dephosphorylation
Molecular function (GO): phosphatase activity
Source: RefSeq, a predicted model, not a curated record